UGGGGGGGCUCUUGCAAAGGGAAGAAAGAUUUAUGAAAUGAUAGGUGGUCGAGCUUUGUUUGGCUGGACUCUUGCGCGCAAUAAGUCGAGGGGUUUUGGUGUUUCCUCCACUUGAGGGAUUAUUAAGGAGGUUCAUGGCCACCCGGUGCGCCACAGAGCUCCACUUAGCGCCGCUGUGACAUCCAGCGGAGCCACCGUGUCAAGCUAAAGCCCUGGACACUCAGUCUCCAGUGGAUAACCAACUCCCCCCUCUCUCUUCCUCUUCCUCUCUGUCAGAGCGCCGUGCGUCAAGGGAGAAUCGUGCGUAACGGGAGAGUCGUGCGUAACUGGAGACAGAUUCCACUCCAUUUUGCACUGGGAUUCUGAGUACCACUGGCGGUGCAACACUCACUUGCAAGGACACUGACCACUGGAUCCCGACAUACUUCUCUUUUCUAACUCCUCUCAGCCCGUCUUUUUUUCCCUCCCUUCCCCUCUUGUAGUCUUUACGCCAGUCGUACGUCAGAGCUGACAUGACGACCGAGACCCCUCAGCAGCAGCUGGACCCUCCGCCUCCUCUGAGAUCCAGCCCGGCGUCUGGAGUGCUGCACCCCGCCAUGCUGAGCCCACAAGCCGCCUCAGAAAGUUCGUCCACUCCCGUCAAAGGAAAAAAGACCAGCUCCGGUUUAAGGCGACCGGAAAAACCGCCGUACUCCUACAUCGCUCUUAUCGUUAUGGCAAUACAGAGCUCCCCAACCAAACGACUGACACUCAGUGAAAUCUACCAGUUCCUGCAGGCUCGCUUCCCAUUCUUCAGGGGUUCAUAUCAGGGCUGGAAAAACUCCGUCCGGCACAAUCUGUCCCUUAAUGAGUGCUUCAUCAAACUGCCCAAAGGGCUGGGCCGGCCGGGGAAAGGCCACUACUGGACCAUCGAUCCGGGCAGCGAGUUCAUGUUCGAGGAGGGCUCAUUUCGACGCAGACCCAGAGGCUUCAGGAGAAAAUGUCAAGCUCUGAAGCCCAUGUAUCGGAUGAUGAACGGCAUAGGCUUCGGCACCUCCAUCCUCCCGCAGAGUUUUGACUUCCAGGCUCCAUCCGCCACUCUGGCCUGUCACAGUAACAGCUACAACUUGGACAUGAUGAGCAAUUCAAUGGCCGGGGGCUACGACGGGCUGAGCGGCGGCCACCACGUACCCCACAUGUCCCCGAGCCCCGGAUCCACGUACAUGGCGAGCUGUCCCGUGCCGCCGAACGGGGACUACGGACCGGACAGCAGCAGCAGCCCCGUACCGUCCUCUCCGGCCAUGGCCAGUGCGCUGGACGGCCACUCCCCGUACGCUGGAUCAUCGGCGCACUGGGCGUCCUCCGGCGGGUCCCCCUACAUCAAACAGCAGCCUCUAGCCUCCAGCAGCCCCGCAUCCUCUGGUUUACACUCCGGCAUGUCCCCUUACUCCUUGGAGCAGAGCUAUCUCCACCAGAACGGCAGGGACAGCCACGCCACUGACAUCUCAGUGGGGAUUCCACGUUAUCAGAGCCAUUCCUCCGUGUGCGACAGGAAGGACUUUGUGUUGAACUUUAACGGCAUCUCGUCCUUCCACCCCUCGGCUGGAGGGUCUUACUAUCACCAUCACCACCAUCACCAUCCCCAGAGCGUGUGUCAGGACAUCAAACCGUGCGUGAUGUGAUCUGCGUGUCUGUGGACUGGGAACAGACGGACACAGUGUGACUGCAGCUCCGUCACAACACAACAAACAAGCGGACAUUACUUUUUUUUUUUUUUUUUUUUUUUGGAAGGAUGUAAACCAGGAUGUAUGCAGUGUUCGUUUUUCACCUGUGUGCCUCCUGCAGCCAAAUCAGCUUAUUUUUGGUUGGACUUGACAAAACUAUGCAUUGAAGGAAGUGAAUGAAGAAACCCCAGAGGCCUUUAAGAAAACCACUUUACCUAUAUGAACCCUGACAAGCCUUUUUUUUCUCUUUAAAAGAAGUUUCAGAAACACAAUUUUUAAUGUGUUUGCUCUUGUAACAUGUGCAAACAAAUUAUAUUCUUUGUAACUUUGUCCUAUCCUAUUAGUGUAACUACACACGACGCUUUAGGCUAACAAGAACUGCAACAAACCUUGCACUUAUUGUAUAACCCUUUGCCAACUUUUUGUCUUGUAAAAGGUUUCAAUAAAGCUGAUAUAUAUUUUAGGCUAUA
Molecule: messenger RNA, 2173 nt
Organism: Sphaeramia orbicularis (orbiculate cardinalfish)
Lineage: Eukaryota; Metazoa; Chordata; Actinopteri; Kurtiformes; Apogonidae
Gene: foxf2b
Product: forkhead box F2b
Exons: 2
Coding region: 513-1661 (382 amino acids)
Biological process (GO): regulation of transcription by RNA polymerase II; animal organ morphogenesis
Cellular component (GO): nucleus
Molecular function (GO): DNA-binding transcription factor activity, RNA polymerase II-specific; RNA polymerase II cis-regulatory region sequence-specific DNA binding
Source: RefSeq, a predicted model, not a curated record